This is a messenger RNA of Triticum dicoccoides, 2488 nucleotides long. Its product is annotated as pentatricopeptide repeat-containing protein At2g33760-like. Gene Ontology annotation, molecular function: zinc ion binding; protein binding; RNA binding. The record is from RefSeq and is a predicted model, not a curated record. Gene Ontology annotation, biological process: RNA modification. The coding region runs from base 19 to 1761 and encodes 580 amino acids. The transcript is spliced from 2 exons. Lineage: Eukaryota; Viridiplantae; Streptophyta; Magnoliopsida; Poales; Poaceae.
AGCUUCCAGCCCUCCGGGAUGGACUCCCACCACCCCUCGCCGGAAUACAGCUCGCUCCUCCUCGCCGGCCCUCGUGCUGGCGCUCUGAAACAAGCUCACGCGCGCAUCAUCGUCACAGGCCACAGUCGCUCCCUCCCCUUCAUCACCAAGCUGGCCACGCUCGCCGUCGCAGCUGGCGCCGCCCCGUACGCGCACCUCCUCGCGACCUCCCACCCCGCACCCGACUCCUUCCUCUUCUCCUCCCUCACGCGUGCGGCCGCGCACCACGGCCUCCCGGUCGCCGCUAUUGCCUUCUACCGCAGCCUCCUCUCCGCCGCCCUUCCUUUCUCCAGUUUCACCUUCACCGCCGUCGCCAAGGCCUGCGCCGACCUGUCCGCCAUCCGAACCGGCACGGCCAUCCACGCGCACUCCAUCGUCCUCGGGUUUGGCUCGGACCGUUUCGUGCUGACGUCGCUUCUUGUGCUGUAUUCCAAGUGCGGCCAACUGGGUGUUGCACGCAAGCUGUUCGAUGCAAUUCGUGAUAGAGGUGUUGUCGCUUGGAACGCGAUGAUUUCUGGGUACGAACAGAAUGGGCUUGCCGAGCGGGGGAUCGAGGUGUAUAGGGAGAUGCAGGCGGCGAAGGCGGUGCCUGACUCCAUGACGUUUGUAGCCACGCUCUCUGCUUGCGCACAGGCUGGUGCACUGGACUUGGGGCGUGAAGUGGAGAAACGUAUUGUUUCUGAAAGAAUGGACAUCAGUGUGUUUCUUGGCUCUGCUCUUGUGAACAUGUAUGCCAGGUGUGGUGUUGUGGACAAAGCUCGCAGAUGGUUCGAUGCGCUCCAGGAGCGGAAUGUGGUUACAUGGACUUCCAUGAUCGCUGGAUAUGGAAUGCACGGCCAUGGUCAUGAGGCGAUCAAGCUGUUCCAUUUGAUGAGACGCGAGGGGCCGCCACCCAAUCAUGUCACGUUUGUUGCUGUUCUAUCUGCAUGUGCACACGCUGGGUUAGUCAUGGAGGGUCGUGAUGCUUUUGACUGCAUGAAGAGGAUCUAUGGACUGGUCCCUCGUGUCGAGCACUAUUGUUCUAUGGUUGAUAUGUUUGGAAGGGCUGGACUUCUUGAUGAAGCAAUGCAAUUUAUAAGUGAUUAUAUGCCUGGAGAGCCAGGGCCUGAAGUUUGGACAGCAGUACUUGGGGCAUGCAAGAUGCACAAGAAUUUUAUUCUUGGGGUGGAGGUGGCUGAGCGAUUGAUUGCUCUCGAACCUGAGAAUCCAUCCUACCAUGUUUUGCUUUCUAAUAUUUAUGCUCUGUCUGGUAAAAUGCACCAUGUUGAGAAGGUGAGGAAUACCAUGAUUAAGAGAAGAUUGAAGAAGCAGAUAGGAUUCAGCUUGAUUGAGCUAGGAGGUACUUCCCAUUUAUUUCGCAUGGGUGAAAAGUCUCAUCCACAGACUACAGAGAUUUACCAGUACUUGGAAGAACUGAUUCAUAGGAUUAGUGCUGCUGGCUACAUGCCUGAAACUGAGUCAGUUCUGCAUGAGUUAGAAGAGGAGGAGAGAGAGGGUGCACUUAGAUAUCACAGUGAAAAAUUGGCAGUAGCAUAUGGGCUCAUGAUGAGCGUUGGGAGCACCACUCCUAUCAGAGUAAUAAAAAACCUGAGGAUAUGCGGGGAUUGCCAUCUCGCCAUCAAGUUUAUGUCAGCUGUGGAGAAUCGGGAGAUUGUUGUCAGGGAUAAGCACCGUUUUCACCAUUUUAAAGAUGGCAAGUGUUCUUGUCUGGAAUAUUGGUAACAAACUCUCAUCUGUCGUUAGGUACAGUUGCCUGGUAAUAGUCACCAACAAAAUAGUAUUAUGGAAAUGAACAACUACAUUCACAUACACCGCCUGUCCUGGAAUUCUGCCAUCAAUUAUCACCAGUACUAGAAGAUAACCUCUUCAGGAUGGGUCCAAUGCUUCUCAUUUUUCUGAACAUCCACAAUACCAGCGACCUACAUAUUUCUGAACUCCCAACAUAAUUUAAAGGGUCAGGAUGCUGAAAGACAACAAAACAGCUCUGGUAUUCUUUGCUAGCUCAUCCGAAAGAUUGAAGAGCGAGGUACAGUGCAUGCAUCCAAGUACCAUUCUUAUGUGGUUGGACUUUUGCUUUCGAUAAUUCUGUCUCGGUCCUCAAUAAUGCCUGCAAGGAGGGCACAUCAAGUCCAACACCAGUUUUCUGAAGCAAAUUCGUCUGUCUAAUCCAUGCAGCAGGUUGAUUCUUUGAUGUCCAUCUGCCAUGUGAAUACAUUUCUUAUUUUCUUGUGCUCGGAGUUGAUUAUGUGCCUGACUCAUUGUGCGCGGAGAAUUAUCAUGCAGAAGCUGUAUAUAAUCGACUACAUUUGAAGCCUUGUUCUGAAGAUUGCCCACAUUGGUGAGUGGUGACUGACACCCAUUAAGGUCGUGUGUAAGUUUGUAAAUUGCAACUGCUAAACGGCCAAGACUAGAGGAUUAUUGAGUUCCAUGUACCAAACUUUAUGUUCCA